This is a messenger RNA of Plectropomus leopardus (leopard coralgrouper), 1117 nucleotides long. It is a transcript of the gene erh, whose product is annotated as ERH mRNA splicing and mitosis factor. The record is from RefSeq and is a predicted model, not a curated record. Lineage: Eukaryota; Metazoa; Chordata; Actinopteri; Perciformes; Serranidae.
CCAUUUCCGCAGAAUAUUUUCCUUCAAACGGCUAGCAACAUCGGACAGGGAAUCAAGUAGUAAUAAACACCCAGCGUUUUUGCAGCUUUGCAUUCCCCAAAAAAUAGACAGAGUCUGCACUCAGCUCAAACAUGUCGCACACUAUUUUGCUUGUCCAACCAACCAAGAGACCUGAAGGCCGCACAUAUGCUGACUAUGAGUCAGUGAAUGAAUGUAUGGAAGGUGUUUGCAAAAUGUAUGAAGAGCAUCUUAAGAGAAUGAAUCCUAACAGCCCCUCCAUCACUUAUGACAUUAGUCAGUUGUUUGACUUUAUUGAUGACUUGGCAGAUCUCAGCUGCCUUGUAUACAGAGCUGACACUCAGACAUACCAACCAUACAACAAAGACUGGAUUAAGGAAAAAAUAUAUGUCCUGCUGCGGCGUCAAGCUCAACAGGCAUCGAGGUAAAGGCAUCGGAGAGGAGUUGUCCUGCUACACACAUUUUGAAGGAGUUUUGCUGCACUUUAUUUCCACAGCGUCUUGAAGAUCUGUGUACAUGGACAACACUGACAGUUUGAAAAGGAAAGGGUUUACAUAUUAUACUUUACAUGGGGAAAGGAAGGGGUUAAAAAGCUGGGGGAAGGUCAGAAAUUUGGUGCAUUAUAUAGAAAUGGGGUAGUGCUGUGCAGCACACGUUAAUUUGUUACAUCAAGAUGAGAGUGGAGCGAACUGUAAAGACUAACUUAUUGAUGGCGAGGGAUUUGGAGAAAUUCUGCACAAGAUAGGUAAAACUUUUUUCUUUUUUUUUUUGGUCAAAUUUAUAAUGGCAUGUUUUCAAUAUCCCUAAAAGUUAUGUGACAUUUUUCAUAUACCUUUACUGGGCAGUUGGAUGUGAAUUUUGAAUGCAGGUGAUUCGUUUUUAAUUAGAUAAAUGUGUGACUAACCAAUCAAUGAUACUGUCCCCGGAAGAUCUUUUUUUUUCUCCAUAUUUCAUUGAUUAUUAUUUUUAUUGUUACUAUAUCCUACCAUAACGAUGUAAAAUGCUCUUUUUGUUAAUGUUUUUGUUUUACGUAGCAUCUGAUUUCUGCUAUCCCUGCCUGUUUUCUGUGAUCUAAAGAAAAUAAACGAUUGUUUUCUGA